Molecule: messenger RNA, 2028 nt
Organism: Ilex paraguariensis (yerba mate)
Lineage: Eukaryota; Viridiplantae; Streptophyta; Magnoliopsida; Aquifoliales; Aquifoliaceae
Source: the annotation of a GenBank genome assembly
AUCAAGCAAGUUCUAUAAACUAUUACAUUUUCAGUCGGUCAAUAUCAAUUGUUUAAAUUUAUUUUUGUCCACUUGCUAUUUAUUAGUUCUUAAAUGUAAGGAUGAACAUGUAUUGUCUUCCAAUUAUGCAUUUAAAGGCACAGCCAGGUUAACUCUAUCUGGGAUGUUCUCUCAGGUUACAUGAUCAAUGAUUAAUUGUUUUAAGGUGCUGGUAACCCAUCCAUGCUACAUGGGUGCUUGGUCUGAUAUGAACUCAUGUUUGGCACUUUGAUCUCUACAACCUUAAUAUGUUGAUGUAGUUAUUGACUCAAAAAUUAAUGGUAGUAAAACCACAAAAGCCAUAUCAAAAUGGUUAAAAGAAAAAAGGAAAAUAAUAGAGCAUCAAUGUCAUGUUGGCUACCUGCUUGUGGAGAAUGGGAACGAUGCCAUAUAUCAUAUGUUUUUCUUCCAUAUGAUGUGUGCAAACUCACAAUAUGACGAAAUUGACAGGAGGAAAAUGCAACAAAUAAUGCGUGAAAGCUUAGAAAAUGAGCAUUUAUAUUUCCACAAGAUGUGUACCAGCUCAAAAAAUGAGGACGCUUAAGUUGACACCAGUGUUAUAGUAUUUGAUGUGUGCUAGCUCAGAAAAUGAGGUCAUGAACGUUCAGUUGAUGCUCAACACAUAUCAGCAUAUUUGUAGCUAUAUGCAGGACAGAUAAGAAACAAGAUUGCAUGCUUGGUUGAGACAUUGUGCUUGUUAUUGGAAUGAUUAAUUGAGAGAUCGUUAAUCAUAAAGGACUGUCCAUGUUUAUUUUAUAGAAUUGGUGUGCCAUGGAAACUGAUUCCAAAAUUUUUGCUGUAGGUCCAGCUGCAUUUCGCCCACGAGCACAUGCUGCUGCUAUUUAUAUGCCGCUGGUUGAGAAGGGGCGACCUGUCUUACAAGGACUUUUGGCUAUUGAUUUCUUAGCAAAAGAGGUACUUGGUUGGGCUCAAGCAAUGCCCAAAUUUUCUGGUGAUCUUGUGAAGUAUGUACAAACUUUCCUUGAACGAACAUAUGAAAGAUGCCGGACUUCAUACAUGGAGGCAGUUCUGGAGAAGCAAAGUUAUAUGCUCAUUGGGAGGCAUGAUGUUGAGAACCUGAUGCGAGUUGAUCCGGCCAGUGCAUGCUUACCAAAUUCACUUGGCCUGGGUAACAUGGAAAUCAAUGCUUCUGAUGCUGAAUCUGUGGAGGUUGAGAUGGACAUGAGUGAGUUAUUGCUAAAUUUGCGUCCAAUCAAGCAGGAGAAUCUAAUCCGUGAUGAUAACAAACUUAUUUUGUUGGCAUCCCUAAGUGAUUCAUUGGAGUAUGUUGCAGAUUCAAUAGAAAGGCUCGGAAAGACAUCCACAAGAGCAUCUAAUCAAGGGGAAGAAAAUGACAUGCAGAAACCUCCUCAUCAUACUCGAACAAGAAGUACACCUAAGGACUUGGUAUCAUAUGCUGAAGAGUAUAGAAAACUGGCUAUUGACUGCUUGAAGGUUUUACGCAUAGAGAUGCAAUUGGAGACAAUUUUCCAUAUGCAGGAAAUGACGAGUAGGGAAUACUUGGAGGACCAAGAUGCAGAGGAGCCCGAUGAUUUUGUAAUUUCGUUAACUGCUCAGAUUACACGUCGGGAUGAGGAAAUGGCUCCUUUUGUUGCCGGAUCAAAGCGGAAUUAUAUAUUUGGUGGCAUAUGCAGUGUUGCAUCAAAUGCAUCAAUUAAGGCUUUGGCUGAUAUGAAAUCCAUCAACCUUUUUGGGGUUCAACAGAUAUGUCGGAAUUCAAUUGCAUUGGAACAGGCUCUGGCUGCUAUCCCAUCAAUUGACAGUGAAGCUGUACAGUUGAGGUUAGAUCGUGUUCGGACUUACUAUGAACUGUUAAAUAUGCCAUUUGAGGCAUUGCUUGCCUUUAUUACGGAGCAUGAACACUUGUUCACAGUUGCAGAGUACAAUAACCUUCUAAAAGUUCAGGUCCCUGGAAGGGAGAUUCCAAUUGAUGCACAGGACAGGGUUACAGAGAUCUUGUCCCAUUAG